Messenger RNA from Portunus trituberculatus (swimming crab), 2024 nucleotides. RefSeq lists its product as uncharacterized. The record is from RefSeq and is a predicted model, not a curated record. Gene Ontology annotation, molecular function: electron transfer activity. Bases 291 to 1751 code for a protein of 486 amino acids. Gene Ontology annotation, biological process: cell redox homeostasis; intracellular signal transduction. NCBI's taxonomy places the organism in Eukaryota, Metazoa, Arthropoda, Malacostraca, Decapoda, Portunidae. The transcript is spliced from 11 exons.
UUCAGUAAUUAAAAGAUCUAAUAAUUUCUCAGCAAGGUUUUUAUCACUAAUCCUUUUCAUAUGUUUAUGUAGUGUUUAUAUUGGAGGGGGUACGAGAAAUUUUUCUGAGAUAUCAAGGGGUACGGGCACUGAUAAAGGUUAAGAACCACUGGUCUAGAAGGUGAAGGACUACCGCAGUCCCCGGGCCCAGAAGGAUCUAUAAAAGAUCUUCGCGGCCCUAACACCACCACCAACAGCAGCAGCAGUGAACCAAUGUUUGAGUUGUCUGAUUUGUCAUCAGAGUGUGAAUAAUGUUGGAGACAGUAGGACAGGUUGUGGUGUACAGCAUUGCAGGCUGCCCUCACUGUUUGGCAGCUAAGAAGACUUUGAGGGACUCUGGUGUUCCUUUCAUUGACGUUCCAGUGGAUCGUUUCCCUUCUGUGCAAAAUUGGUUGCAGGAAAAAACAGGCCAGACAUCAGUGCCUCAGAUAUUCUUCAAUGAAACUUUUGUUGGUGGCAAUGAUAGCCUACAAAGAGCAAUAAAAGAUGAAGAGGAGUGGAAUAAGCUGCUGUCAGACAUUCAGACCAAUGAACCAAAAGAGGGUGCUCUCAAUAUCCCACACCCUUCAGAGGCAACUGAUGCAGCAGCUUCAGAGUUUGUGUGUGAGAAUGACCCUUCAGCCCCGAUUGUGGAAGAGUUGCAGGAGUCGGGUAUCCUACAUGACCACCGAACUUCUCUGUUUUCAAGCACAAAGAAUGUUUUUUCUGGUCACCAUUUUAUCAAAUGGAUCAUGAGAGCAAAGGAAGUUGAUGAAAAAGAAGCCCAUAGUAUUGGACAAGAUCUUCUGAGCAAGAAGUACAUUCUACCUCUACAGAAUGAUGCUGAGACAAACUUAUUGAAUGAUCCCAAAGUGUACUACAGACUGAACGACACAAGUCAUUCAUCGGCCUUGAAUGCUGGACCAACCCAGAAGUGCAAAUUGGGUGAUGCUGGAGAGUUGUCGGAGGCACUUCGCAAGACCAUGUUGAAGCUCACCAAUGAUCAUAUCUCGGCUGAUGGCAAAGUUGUCAACUACCUAGAGAUGAGGAAUGCUGAAGAAUUUGACAACUAUGUCAAAAUGUCAAAGGAAUUGCAGCAUGUUGCUGUUGAGAAAUUGAGCCAAGAUGAAUCUAAAGCAUUUUUUAUCAAUAUCUACAAUGCACUUGUCAUUCAUGCCACUGCUGUGAAUGGUUCCCCUUCCAACUGGUUCUCCAGACUGAGGUUCUUUGACAAGACUUCAUAUGUCAUUGGAGGUCACACGUACAGUCUGAAUGACAUAGAGAAUGGAGUACUAAGAGCCAACAAGCGAGGUGCACUUCAGUUCUUUGCUCCAUUUGGGAAGUCAGAUCCUCGACUAAAGACGAGUCAAAUGCAGGUAGACCCGAGGAUUCAUUUUGCCUUAAACUGUGGUGCAAAAAGCUGUCCUCCAAUAAAAACUUUCAGCUCCAGUAAUGUAAAUGAAGAGUUGAGAAUCGCAACAGAGGCAUACUUGGAGUCAGACGAGGCCCUGCAGGUUGAUGAAGAUCAAGGUAUCAUUCGUCUAUCCUCACUCCUGAAAUGGUAUUCUUCAGACUUUGGAGAAACCUUGGAUGAGGUUUUACAAUGGGUCUUGCAGAAUGUUGCUUAUCCUAAGAAAAAAGCUGCUCUUCAAAGUGUAGUAGAUGUUAAAAAAUACAAGCACUUCCGAUUUAUCCAUGCUUGGGCCCAGUACCAACAUGCAUUGGCUGGAUAACUGGGAAUGGACAGAUACUCCAAAAAUCCCAACUACAACCCAGGAUUUAAACUUGAGAUAUCUGGCAUCUGGCAUCUGGCAUGCUACCACCAUCAACUUGAAAUAUAAAUAAGAAUCCAUUUAUAACUAACUAAUGUUACAUGGGUUAUACUUUUUCAGACUGUAAAAAUAAUGUAAUCACACAGUAUGAAAAUACACAAGUUAUACAUAUCAUCAAACUCUUCAAACAUAUUAUGCUGUUGCUAAUUACAAAUUGCCUGUUAAAAAUCUUUA